UAACGUAUAUGGAUUACUAAAACAUGCACUUCCUUUUCAGAGUUGAUUAACAUUGAUCACUCUUUUCUCUCUACUUUAUUUUCUUGCUAAGGGUUCUUAAGAAAAUGUUACGCAAGUUAGAGCAUCAUUAUGCAAAAUGAUAGAGGGUGUUGGCAGUAGUGUAGGUCCAUCAAUAAUUUCUUUAACGCGUCAAGAAAGCUGACAACAUGCAGAGCAUCAAGAGGACACUUCAGAGCAACACCCUCUCUAUCAUACUUUGUAUUAAACUAAUUUCUUUAACGCGUCCUUCAACAGUAGGAACUUUCCUUGUAGGUCCAUCCCAUGCAAGGCCUUAUAAAAUGUUGGUCCCGCCUUGUCUUCUGUACGCAUUCAAAGCAAACAUAUCCUUCCUUCUAUACCUUAGUGAUUCCUCAAGAGCCCUUUUUACCAUUCCUUCACCAACCAUCAACAAAUGGCUGAAGGCAUUCUUUUCGACAUUGCUGCACGAAUCAUUGAGAGCUUGGGAUCCCAGGCUCUCAGAGAGAUCGGACUGCUUUGGGGUGCCAGAGAUGAACUUGACAAGCUCAAGGAUACUGUUUCGACAAUAAAAAAUGUGCUUCUUGAUGCUGAGGAGCAACGGGCAGUGAACAACAAUCAAGUUAUUGAAUGGCUUGAAAGGCUUAAGUAUGUCGUUUAUGAUGCAGAGGACUUGCUGGACGGUUUCUCCACUGAAUGUCUGUUGCGAGAGAUGAUGACUCGGGAUAAGAUGGCAAAAAAGGUACGAAUCUUUUUCUCCAAAUCAAACCCGCUUGUUUAUGAUCUGAAAAUGGGCCGUGAGAUUAAAGCGAUUAGACAGAAGUUGGAUGCCAUCGCAAAUAAUAGGAAAUUCCACUUGGAGGAACGCCCUGUGGAGAAGGGAGACAGGGCUAGGAAGAGGGAUGAUACUCAUUCCUAUGUACCUGAGGCAAAAGUUACUGGUAGAGAAGACGACAAGAAGGAGAUCAUAAAAAGACUUCUUUCUGAUUCCGACAUUAAAGAGAAUGUAGGAAUCCUUCCGAUUACUGGCAUCGGAGGAUUAGGAAAGACCACACUAGCUCAAUUCAUCUUUAAUGACGAGGAAAUAGAUAAACAUUUUCAACUAAAAAUGUGGGCUUGUGUCUCUGAGAGUUUUGAUGUUCAAGAAGUUGUUGAAAAAAUCCUAGAAUCGACAACAAAAAAGAAACCAGAGAUUGUGGGAUUGGAUACAUUGGUGCAUAAUCUUCAAAAUGAAAUUGGUGGAAAGAAAUACUUACUUGUGUUGGAUGAUGUUUGGAAUGAGGACGUUAAAAAAUGGGAUGAUUUGAAAGUACUGUUGGAGGUUGGUGCAAGUGGCAGUAGAAUAUUAAUAACUACACGAAGUAAAAAAGUUGCACAAAUUACCCAAACAAUUGCAGAAUAUUCCUUACAGUGUUUAGACGAACGGGAGUCAUGGUGUUUAUUCAAGCAAGUGGCAUUUGAUAACGGAGAAGAGCCAGUGAAUUCUAGAAAAGUGGAAGUUGGAAAGGAGAUUGUAGAAAAGUGUUCGGGUGUCCCUCUUGUCAUCAAAACAAUUGGAAGGUUACUGUCCUUGGAAAAUUCUGAAGCAGGGUGGGUUUCUUUCGGAAAAGACAAAAUGCCAGAAAUAAAAGAAAAUGACAUCUUACCCACUCUUAAGCUGAGUUAUGAUCAACUUCCAUCACAUUUGAAACAAUGUUUUGCUUAUUGUAGUAUAUUUCCAAAGGAUUACGUGAUGGAAAAAUCAAAAUUGAUAAAUCUCUGGAUAGCACAGGGGUUUAUCAAGCUAUCCAAUCAAAUUGAAUGUCUUGAAGAUGUUGGUGAUAAGUAUUUCAUGCAUUUACUUUGGAGAUCGUUCUUUCAAGAAGCUAAAAUGGAUGAUUUGGGAAACGUGAUUAAGAGUAAAAUGCAUGACCUUAUGCAUGAUCUUGCAAUGUCAAUGGCAGGAUCAUUGAUCACCACAAUAGAUUCUCAGGUGAAAACCAUUGGUGAUCAGAAAACUCGGCACGUAUCAGUUGUCGACAAUAUAGAAUUUUCCUUUGUAAUUCCAACUUCCUCGUCUAAAGCCAGUAGGAUUCGAACACUUCUUUCGGUUGGUGAAUUCAGUUAUUUGCGAGAGUCAAGUACUUCAUGUGAAGCAAUCUUUUCAAAUUUGAAGUUCUUGCGAGUGCUGGAUUUAAAUGGAAGACAUCUUGAUGUAGUACCGAGUUCCAUAUGUAAGUUGAAGCAUUUAAGAGAUCUUGAUCUUUCUUGGAAUGAUAAAAUCGAGAAGCUGCCCGAUUCCAUAACUAGGUUGCAAAAUUUGUAUACACUAAGACUCUCUAAUUGCGAAAAACUGAAAGAAUUGCCUAGAGGAAUUACGAAAUUAGUCAACCUCAGGCAUCUUUACAAUGAUGGAUGUAGGAGUUUGACUUAUAUGCCGCGUGGAUUGGGGGAAUUGAAAAAUCUCCAAACAUUAUCUGAGUUUGUUGUCCAUUCAGAUUCAGCCUCAAAGUAUAGUUGUCAGUUAAGCGAGCUAAAUAAACUAAAUAGCUUAAGAGGAAAAUUAGAGAUUAGGGGUUUGAGAAGUCGGGAGGAAGACGUGGCAUUAGACUAUAAGGGUGCAAAUCUAAAGGAGAAAAAACAUCUUCAGGUUUUGGCUUUAAGUUGGAGCGGAGAAAAUGUUAAUACAGAUGAUGAAAUGGCAUUGGAAGGCUUUGAACCUCACCCAAAUCUUAAAAAGCUGAGAAUAUGUUUUUAUGGGGGUGUGAGGGUUCCGAUGUGGCUUUUGUCACUCACAAAUCUUGUUGAUUUGGAAUUAUGCUUUUGUAGGAAAUUGAAAUAUUUGCCACCAUUGAGUGGACUACCCUUUCUUAAGAGUAUUGAACUGAGAGGACUUGAAGAAAUAGAGUACGUAUCAGAUUGUAGUGACAACAAUGAGUUAUCUUUAUCUUCUUUUUCUUCAUCAGAAUUCUUUCCAUCUCUUGAGAUUAUUUGGCUCUCUUCGUGUUGGAAUCUGAAGGGUUGGUGGAGGAGGAGGAGUGAUUCUUAUAAUGUGGAUGUCAAUACUACUGAUCAUCAAAAUGCUUUACUAUUCCCUCGUCUUUCAGAAUUAAAAAUAUGGUGUUGCCCUAUGUUGACUUCAUUGCCAAUGUUUCCACAUCUGAAAGAAGAGUUACUCCUAUGGAAUGCCAGGUGGAAGGCAGUGCAACAAACAAUAAGUACGAAUGCCUCCUCCUCCGCUUCCUCUACACCCAUUGCCUUUUCAUCUCCUCCUCUCUCCAAAUUGAAGAAUAUAUACUUGAGAGAAAUUGAGGAUCUAGAAACACUGCCAUUGCCUUAUCUCACUGCACUUCACGACCUGAAGCUUAUUAAUUGUCCCGUGCUUGAUCUAGGCAACGAUGAGCACGGUAUGCAAUGGAAAGAGCUUAAAAGCCUCAUCUCUUUGAAGUUUAAAAAUAUUCCGAAACUGGUGUCUCUCCCAUUGGGGCUUCAACAUGUUACCACUCUACGAGAGCUCCAAAUCUCAUAUUGUUCAAGCUUGAUGACUAUACCAGAGUGGAUCUGCAAUUGGGCAUCACUUACGCAUUUGUUGAUAAGGCUCUGCCCUAAAUUAAAGUCUCUCUCCCAAGGUGUACAAUAUCUCACUGCACUUCAAAACCUGACGCUUAGUGAGUGUCCUAUGCUUGAUCUAGGCAACGAUGAGCACGGUAUGCAAUGGAAAGGGCUUAAUAGCCUCAUCUGGUUGAAGUUUGUCAGUAUUCCGAAAUUGGUGUCUCUCCCAUUGGGGCUUCAACAUGUUACCACUCUACGAGAGCUCCAAAUCUCAAAUUGUUCAAGCUUGAUGACUAUACCAGAGUGGAUCUGCAAUUGGGCAUCACUUGAGCAGUUCACAAUUUCUACAUGCCCUGGUUUAACGUCACUGCCUGAAGCAAUGAGUAGGCUAACCUCUUUGAAAAUGUUGACAAUUCAUGAUUGCCCCAUCUUAUUCCAAAGAUGCGAACAAGACACAGGUGAGGAUUGGCCCAAGAUUGCUCACAUCCCAGAGCGGCACUUAUACUGAUCCUCAACUAGAAUACGUUCAUCCUUGAGUAAAAUACGUUCAUCCAGAAACGACUUUGAGGAAAGAAGAAACAGGGGAGAGGGAUUGAGAGUUUGUUAACAAAUCUAAUGCACUGCGACUUCUACAAGUAAAUAAGUUAGUUAUGAUUACCUCGAUUUCUUUAUUGUUUUAUUCUUCCCUAUUCAAAUAAGAAAUAUCACCAUAUGCAUGAUUCUUCACAUCCAGGGGAAUAGUAAGGAGGAAGAAGAGAAAACAGAAGAAAUAUAGGAGGCCGCAAUGUUGAGGCAAUGUAAUUUCACGACAACAAUUUCAACAAGGCCUGCAUGUUUCUUAGCAUGGAAAGUGAUGGUAAUUUGAUUUUUGCUGAACUUGGGAUGAUACUGAACCUGAGGCAGAAGUUAUUGGUAGAAAGGUUGAUAAGAAGAAGAUGAUAGAUAUACUUCUUUUUUAUUUCAAUGUUAAAGAGAAUGUAGGAAUCCUUCCGAUUACUGGCAUCGGAGGAUUAGGAAAUGUCAAACUAGCUCAAUUCAUUUUCAAUGAGCAGACGAUCCAAAAAUAUUUUUAGUUAAAAAUGUGGUUUUGUGUA
Messenger RNA from Juglans regia (Persian walnut), 4640 nucleotides. RefSeq names its product putative disease resistance protein RGA3. The record is from RefSeq and is a predicted model, not a curated record. Lineage: Eukaryota; Viridiplantae; Streptophyta; Magnoliopsida; Fagales; Juglandaceae. The coding region runs from base 452 to 4054 and encodes 1200 amino acids. The transcript has 2 exons. Gene Ontology annotation, molecular function: protein binding; ADP binding. Gene Ontology annotation, biological process: defense response to other organism.